Messenger RNA from Psylliodes chrysocephalus, 3316 nucleotides. NCBI's taxonomy places the organism in Eukaryota, Metazoa, Arthropoda, Insecta, Coleoptera, Chrysomelidae. The record is from the annotation of a GenBank genome assembly.
AUCGCAUUAUAUUUCAGCGUUAGUCGAUAAAUGCCACGGUUUGAUCCAAGCACUCCAAACUAGGUAUAUCAAAUUAUAUUUAAAUUUUCAAAGCAAAUAUAAACAUUUAUUAAUCGUAACGAACAGUAACUGAUUAGUUUAGAACUGGCGGUACUGAAUUGUUGAAUUCUAAAUUUUCGAUUGUUCCUACUUUUAAAGGCGAAAUUUUUUAACCUUCAUUACAAGUCGUAAUCCAAUUAAAUUGUGCGAAUUAUAGGACUAGAAAUUAAUGAAAUUUAAACAACCAAGCGUUUGCAACGAAAUUAAGAGACGUAGAUAUUAUGAAUAGUGAAAUGAGAACAAUAUGUGAAUUUAUGAACGAUUUAAAAAGUGAGAGUGUAUACAUAUGUUGAUUAAUAUCAAUAAUAAUUGAUUGAUUCUCUUAUCUAAGGUAUGUGUGAUGAAUUAGGACACACUCAUGUACAAAAGAUUAUCCAAAAUGGGCUCGAGCAGCGGGGGAAAGAAGAAAUAUGUGAACUUUAGGAACAGACAACGGGCCAGCCUCAGUUUUUUUAUCGUCGUUAUGUUUUUCGGGGUUUUCGGUAUAAUAGUGUUUACGGAAAUAUUUUUCAUCGACGAAAGGGGGCGCGCAGCGGGCGUAAUAGUUAGAAGGGGGUCGCUCACGAUUCAGCACAAACAGGACAAGAAUUCGGAUUACGACGACGGGUUCCAGAGCGAUGACUACAUAUCAAUAAGGGUCGGAGCUGCAAUGAUGAACGACGACACUUUGGGGGCUCUCCUAAUAGGAGGAAGACCCCCCGUUGCUCUGCCCGUUAUCGAGCACUCCGCCCCAUCAGCCUCGAAGGUUUAUGCAGAACACUUCCUACCUCCCUAUCCAGAAAAUAGUACGCUUAUUGAAGGAGGUUGGCAAAAUGUUAAUAAUACAAGAUACAAAUUCUUCGUGUUCUCGGCGUUCUACGAUGAGAGAAAAGGUCAAAGGAUAAUUCGAGUGAUUGGCGCAACGAAAACUCGCGGGGCAGAGCGGGUGUGGUGCAGGCUGUGGUACAAAGCUGGAGAAUUCAAUUCGUCAGCUCAUGUUUCCAUUACGGUUCCGGCUAAAAUAAAGGUCAUCCGAGAGAACUGGAACCUGAAGUACAGCGCCUGUUUCGUGAUGUGCCCUUUGACAAAUAAGACUAUUCCUGCGGCUGUGAGCAUAGUGGCCAGAACGAGAGACCCGCCGGCUAACCUGUUGGCGGUCAUUAAUAAUCAUAACGAAACGGCAUUGGGGAUGGCUUCGGCGGGGGUAAGCGGGCCGGCCCAGUACAAAUUUGGAGUGUGUGUCAAGCCGCUUCACUUCGAAUACAAUAGGGCACUUCAAAUCAUGGAAUUCAUCGAAUUCAACCGGAUCUUGGGCGUGGAACAUUUCACGUUUUACAACCACACGAUCGGCAGUCAAGUCGAUUGCAUCCUUAAGGAUUACAUCGACAAGGGUCUGGUGACGGUCCUUCCUUGGAAAUUAAACAUGGCCUCGCAGAAGGACAUCAGGACGGAAGGAUUAUUUGCGGCCCUUAACGAUUGUCUUUAUCGCUCCAUGUACAAGUACUCGCAUCUUUUGCUCAUUGAUCUUGACGAAUAUAUCCUACCCAAGUACAACGAUACCCUAGGACAGAUGAUGGACUACCUCAGUCGUCGGCUCAAGUCUCGAACUCACGGUUCCUAUUCGUUUCAAAACGCAUUCUUUUACCUCCAAUGGGACGACGACGACUUCGUCUAUAACUUCGAAGACCCCGUCGCCGCUAAUUUGGUCACACUGAAGAAGACGCGUCGCAAAACGAAACUUCACCCACACAAGCAACGGUCAAAAUACAUAUGUCGGCCUGAAAUGACUGUUGAAGCCGGUAACCACUUCGUGUGGGAAUUCAUUCCAGGCCAUGGGACCUUAAACGUACCAGCGGACACCGCCAUACUACACCACUAUCGUAUAUGCGAAUUCGGUGGGGACGACUGCAUCAAAGCUUCAUCUACUGUCGACAGGACGGCGUAUCAUUUCAAAGACUCGUUAACUGGCGCAGUCAGAGCGGCAUACAAUAGACUGACCGAUAAAUGUGCAUUACCGGAAUUGACUAUGCCCUCAGGAAAGGUGCUCAAUAAGUUGAUGCAAUUUCUUAAGCCCAGCUUAGAAAGAUAAUGUAACCGAGUUUUAUCAGUAUUACUAGGUCAGGGGUUCGGCCGUGCAUUAUUACUUGGAAAUCAAAUGACUGACUGAUAACAGUAUUUUACAAUCAUUAUUACAUGAUGUAGAGGAAUAGUGUCAAAAUAUGAUGAUCCACCAAAAAGUAUCUUAAUAAAAGUUACUGCCAACUGUUGUCAACACUGGUGAUAGAGACAGACUUGUAGUGUGCGCAGUUAUUAAACAUUUGUAAUGCCAAAUAAUAAUGUAUUGCUAAUUGUAGGCGAACGUUGUAUAUAUUUUUGUAUAAUAAUUUGUGAUCUAGGGUUUUAAUAAUAUGGAGUAUUAUUUUUCAGUACCUAUCAAAAAAAUUGACUUCAAAAUUUGUUAAAAAAGAAAGUUUGUAAAAUACUAGGAUUUACGUAAAAAAUAAUUGUAAGUAAAAAUUAAGACUUGAAAACUUACUAAUAAGGUUAAUUCAGUAAAGAAUAACAUAGGCAGAAAUUGUAUGAAUUCUAUAUUUUAAAAUAAUUCAAAUUCACCAGUUUUUAAAAUUUGCUUAAUGGUUCAAACAUCUAGUGGAAUGUUUUUUAUUUUUACUUUACUUUUGCUACAUUUGAUAAUGAAUGUAAUUUUAAUUGUAACUCCACUAGAAUAAGGUUUUUAUGUAAUAAAAUAUACAGGGUGUUUCAUAUAAACAUUCCAAACUCCUCUCAUUUCAUACAUUUAAUAAUUAUUGUACCUUUUUUAUUUGAAAACUUGAUUGAGAACACUUUUUUAUUCUAGGAAAAUAUGCUAAAAUACUCAGUUUAUAUUGGCUAUAAGGAAAUGAAGAGAUGAACCGGAAAUACUUGAUAAAGUCAUGAAAAAGUGAUUACCUCAAAUUUUCAAAUAAAAAAAAAGAACUUCAUGUAAUAUUUCAUUUAAUUAUGAAAAUAAGGCAGGACAAAAUUUUUAAUUAAAAAAACACCCUGUAGGCUACUGUGAUUUUAACUGAAACCGAAGCUGCUCUAUUUUUUUUAUUAUAAUAUGUCAUUAUUGUAUCUAUCAGUACAUACUAUGUAGCUAGAAUUUUUGUUACUAUAUAAAAUAAUUUAGAAUGAAAUAUGAAUUUGUUAAUAUUUCACGAUUUUUCUUUUGGAAAUAUAUUGAAGACAUGAAGUUGAC